AUGAGGUUUCUCAACAGGACUUCACCACCUGUGGUGCCAGAAGUGGAGGAGCCUACUCACCCGGUUGAGCCAGAGAAGGCUGUUAACAAGACCGAAAACCCGGAUGAUGGUUCCGAAAGAGACGAUAUCUCCAGCGAUGCGCAGGAAGGUGUGAAGGACAUUGAGGCUAUGGCCAAAGUCUGGUCAAAGUCAAACCUCAUCGCCGCCUAUGUCCUUAUCUGGAUUAUCUAUUUCGUCAAUUCAAUGCAGGAGGGCACAGCAAACCUACUAGCAAUUUACGUUACUAGCUCUUUCUCGCAGGCACCGUUGACUGCGACCACCGGCGUUGUAUCCAGUCUAGUUGGAGGUUUAUUUAGGUUACCUCUUGCAAAGAUUAUCGACCUCUGGGGUCGGCCUCAAGGAUAUUUUCUCAUGGUUUGCUUUAUGACAUUAGGCUUGAUUAUGAUGGCCGCUUGCCAAAAUGUGGAAACAUUUGCAGCAGCCCAGGUCUUCUACUGGGUAGGGUACAAUGGCUUUGUUUACAUCAUUGGAGUUUUUGUAUCCGACACCACAUCUCUCAAAAACCGGGGCCUCAUGUUUGCAUUCGUUUCGUCACCUUACAUCAUCACCGUCUGGAUUAAUGGCAGGAUCGCCACUGCAUUUCUCAAUGGUCCAGGAUUUCGUUGGGCUUACGGAGCUUUCUCAAUCAUCGUGCCCUUCACGAUGUUAACACUCUGGGGUCUCAUGGUAUACAACUACAGGAAAGCCAAAAGACUUGGGGUCCUGGUUCCUCGAAAAGCAAGCGGGCGAACGAAGUGGCAAUCCUUCAAGCAUUAUGUUAUCGAGUUCGAUAUCGUUGGCGUUCUGAUCCUUGCUGCUGGUUUGGCGCUCUUUCUAUUGGCAUUCAACAUUUACUCCUACCAGACAGACGGCUGGAGAUCCCCAAUGAUCAUUUGCUUCAUUGUAUUUGGAGUUCUUUUGAUGGUUCUCUUUGCUAUUUACGAGAAGUAUUUUGCGCGCGUCAACUUUAUUCCAUUCAGCCUAUUGAAAGACAGGACUUGCCUCGGCGCGUUCAUCGUGGCCGGGAGUGUUUUCAUCUCGUUUUAUCUUUGGGAUUCCUUCUUCUACCCUUUUAUACUGGUUGUCAAUAACCUCGACCCUAUAAACGCAAAUUACGUCUUGAAUAUUUACACUAUUGGUGCGUGUGCAUGGUCAUUCGUUAUCGGUUGGGCUAUUCGUUACACUGGACGCUUCAAGUGGAUCGCUACUUAUUUCGCCAUUCCAUUCACUAUCCUGGGAGCCGGACUCAUGAUUGCUUUCCGAGAACCAAACCAGGGCAUCGGCCUAAUUGUCAUGUGCCAAAUCUUCAUCGCAGUUGCCGGUGGCGGUAUCGUCAUUACCGAACAAGUCGCAGCUCUUGCCGCGACGUCACACCAGUAUGUCGCUGUAGUCCUGGCUGUCGAGAGUAUGUUCUCGAGUAUUGGGGGUGCUAUCGGCCAAACAGUAGCUACGGCUAUUUGGACCGGUGUCUUCCCGGGAAAGCUGGCCGAAUAUCUUCCAGAGUCCGAAAAGGCCAACGCAUCGACCAUUUAUGGGAACGUAGCUGCUCAGCUGGCUUAUCCUGUUGGCUCUGAUACUCGUAUUGCCAUCCAGCGCGCCUAUGGCGAGACACAGAAGCUGAUGCUCAUUGCCGCCACUGCUGUAUUAAUUAUUCCUUGGAUUGCGGCCUUCUGUUGGAGGAAUAUCAACGUUAAAAACUUCAAGCAGACUAAAGGUAAUGUUAUCUAA
Messenger RNA from Truncatella angustata, 1767 nucleotides. Its product is annotated as major facilitator superfamily domain-containing protein. The coding region runs from base 1 to 1767 and encodes 588 amino acids. Gene Ontology annotation, biological process: transmembrane transport. The record is from RefSeq and is a predicted model, not a curated record. The transcript has 4 exons. Lineage: Eukaryota; Fungi; Ascomycota; Sordariomycetes; Amphisphaeriales; Sporocadaceae. Gene Ontology annotation, molecular function: transmembrane transporter activity.